Messenger RNA from Alternaria incomplexa, 1461 nucleotides. RefSeq lists its product as uncharacterized. The transcript has 4 exons. The coding region runs from base 1 to 1461 and encodes 486 amino acids. Lineage: Eukaryota; Fungi; Ascomycota; Dothideomycetes; Pleosporales; Pleosporaceae. The record is from RefSeq and is a predicted model, not a curated record.
AUGUUCUCAAAGUCGACCUUUUGCCUCGCGUUAAACGCAUGCCUGAACCUCGUUGCGACAGCGUCACAAGCAUUUUCUAAACAUACCGAGCACCCUGAGAAUUCCGACAAAGUCGCUAUCAACUGGACAGAUGCGUCCAGCGUUCUGGGCAGACCCGACACCUAUCUCGGAAAGCUGGCUGUACCCCUCGACUAUACGCUGCCCCAAUCGAAGAAUGACACGCUCACCCUCAACAUCCUGAAAGUCAAAGCGACAAAAGAGCCAAAACUAGGAAGUGUGUUGACAAACUGGGGUGGCCCAGGCUUGCCUGCAACAGACUGGCUUUUGCAACAAGCUAAUUAUGUCCUUGCCAUGACAGGUGGACAAUACGACAUCAUCGGUCCCGACCCCAGAGGCACUGGUACUACAAUGCCCGUAGCUUGCUACAACGACGAGAUGGAACGGAUGAUUGCGACCUUGCGAACACCCACGAGGACCAACUCUUCUGAUAUUGCGUUGGGCGCUGUCUGGUCUUACACCAAGCAGUACGCGGCGCGCUGUUUCCAGAACGAGGCGGUGAAUGGGUCAUUGAUGAGCACGGCGUUCGUUGCCAGAGACUUCAUGAAGGUUGUCGAUGCUCUGACUGUGGAAGGCGAGGAUGGUCUUCUCCGGUACUGGGGGAUAUCGUAUGGCACGUAUCUCGGUCAAGUCCUGGCUGCUAUGUUUCCCGAUAAGGUCGAACGAAUGAUGCUGGAUGGUGUUCUCAACCCGCUCGAGUAUCAGCAAGGAUGGGAGACCAGUCCAGCUAAAUCCGCACCAGUUGCCUUGGGACAGUUUACCAAACAGUGCAUCGAUGCUGGCCCCUCCUGUCUUCUCUUUCGCCCCAACAUUUCUUCCGACUCGUUGUACGACCAAAUCCUACACCUGAGCGAAGAUGCCAAACGCGAGCCAAUCGUUAUGGGCCCGAACGUCACAACGGAUAUCGUCACCUACGAGAAGGUCGCCGAGGCUAGUGACACCGCUCUGCGCAUGGGUCUGGCGUCCGGCUCCAACUUAGCUGGCUAUCUCAACAGCAUCAUGAUCCGCGAGACCCCGGAAUACAACCACACCCAGUACCUGAUCAACCGCUCCUUCAUCGUACAGGAUACAGCGAUCAAUGCAGACAACACCCAGCUCAUCCGCUGCUCCGAUGCCAUGUUUCGUGCCGACGAGCUCGCCGAUAUCAAGGAACGCGUCCAGCACAUAAUGGAGUUGGGUGAUUGGGACAGCGAUUACAUCAUCGGCUCGUAUAUCAUGUGCUCUCUUUGGAAGGUUGAGGCAAAAGAACGGUACGAAGGCGACUUUAAAGCGAGGACGAAGAACCCCGUGUUGCUAAUCGGUUCGCCGUAUGACGUCCGCACUCCGAUUUCUGGGGCUUAUGCGGCGAACAAGACGCUCGAAGGAAGUGUUGUGCUUCAGCACGAUGGUCUCGGGGUAAGUUGA